Molecule: messenger RNA, 2435 nt
Organism: Zootoca vivipara (common lizard)
Lineage: Eukaryota; Metazoa; Chordata; Lepidosauria; Squamata; Lacertidae
Source: RefSeq, a predicted model, not a curated record
UAGCCAGGGUUUUUGUUACGGGUGGGGCAUGCUUUUGUUGGGGGGCAGGCUUUUGUUAGGGGGGAGCAGAACCUCAGAUUUUUAUUUAUUUUCAUUUAUUUGGGAGCGGGGACAGCUUCCCGCCCCCGGCUACCAUGGAUAGUUACUGGCCCAAGGUCACCUAGUGAGUGUGGAUUCGAACCCAUGUCUCCCAGGUCAUAGUCCAACACUAACGUCUAAGCCACAUCGGGUCUCUGGAGAUGGCAGCUGGGUGGCGCAUGGUGGCAAACCCCCACCCCACCCCAGUCCUAUAUCUAGGCGUGUUCAUUGGGAAGGGAGUCCCCAAGGGCCCACCGGUCUUUGGGUCCGAAGUCUUUAACUAGUAGAUUGCAACAUGAAAUUCCAGAACCCUUCAUUUUGAGAGAGGCAAUAAAAAAGGCAUGGGCAGAGAAGAGAGAGGGGAAAGACAACAAUUCUAGAGAAAGUCAUGAAUUUAUACAAAUUAAAAUGGUGGACGUUGAACUGCUCUUUCCUCCUUGACAGAACUCUUCCGAUGGGCUCACCCACAAAGUCCAGGUACCAUUCUUUGGAGCCUGCCUUUGGAGCAGUGGCUGGCGGAGUUAUCCGAGAUGCUUUGCUUCACAUGGCCAGGGAGAAUGAGCAGUAUCUGAGUGAACUGUGCGAAGAGGCAGGCUGCUUUAAAGAGACACAGAUCGUGGAAUUUGUUUUUCUUCUAUGUGAAAAAUGGAGCCUGUCUGAAUCUGCACGAUACCAAGCCAUAGAAAUAUUUGAAAGGUUCAUGCUUACACUCAUUAAAGAGGCUUCUCAUGUCACGAGAGCAAAUGAGGAAGACAGCAAGUGGGCCUCAGUGAAACAGCAGAUUGAGAGCACAUAUGUGCUGCGUCUGGUCUCUUGCAUCCAGCUUGCCAGCAAGCUCUCCUUCCAUUAUAGUAUAGUUAAUAACAACAUGGUUCUGAGGUUUCUGAAGUCUUUGGGCUUCUCCUAUACCACAGAAGAACUACUGGAAUCCGAACUGGCCAUUUUGAAGGCUCUGCAUUUCCAAAUCAAUGUUCCAGCCCCUUUUGCGUAUGUUGAAAUGCUGCUGGAGGUUUUAGGGUACAAUGGCUACAUGCUGCCCACAAAACAGCUGCUUGAAAUGUGCAGACGUCUGCUGGGUUUAACGUACCUCUUGCGGAGCAGCGUUUAUGACACCUUGCUGAAGACUUCGAUUAAAAACUCCUCUCCGAAUGAGCUCCAGCUGGUGAAGUUUCUGCCAGUGAAAGAAGAUCUCAUGCUAUUGGCUACCGGAGUCAUCGGGGCAAGCUCUUUCCUCCUGAAUCCCGAGGGCUUGAAUCAGGUUACGGAAUACCUCAGCGACACCACAGGCAUCAGUCGGCAAGACAUUAUUGAGGCAGCCUACGCAAUUCUGAAGCACAGCGUUGGCGGCGCUGUAGGCGAUGACUAGUUUCUUUCACCUCCAUCCCCUGCCCUCCAAACAUCAUGCUGCCACACUUCAUUUGGGGCUCUCAGGGAGAUGGUUGUGCUCUAAAGAAACAAGGCAACCAGCUAUAUUUAAAUGUUAAUGCUUACCUCUCAGGCUUUUGUCCUGUUACCGUAACCUUUUGAGAAGGCCUGGGGCGGGCACUUAAAGAGGACACUUAAAAGGGGCCUUAGGCCUACAACCAUUGAUGCCUUGCACAGUUACAACACUAGUGAAGAAGCAUGGCUCCUGAGGGCAAACACUGAGGUGUGUGUGCUGCCGCACCAGGAGAAGAGUGUUUCUUCUGAAGGCCUCCCCGGAAGGCAGAAGUCUCAGUGUAAGUGGGUGAACUCAUUCACAAGGGAAGAAGAAACAUUAAAUGCGUCUAUGGCAGCUCAUGAUAAAUAAGGAUGCUGCGUUCUUCCGGAAUACAAAGAGCUUUUAUUUAUUCUUGCAUUUCCUAGGGCAUCUUAGUGUAGCAACCAAACUGCAAUUCUAAUAACAUUAUAGCUUAGUAGAGUCACUACUCCAGUCUGAAAGCUGUUAAGUGCUCUUCAAGCAGGUCUCUCUUUACUGCUGUACGUGGGCCCACCCUAACUAUCCAGGACCCGGUUCGCUUCUUUCCCCCAAAGCAGCAGCAGGCUGUGCCACGACAGAAAUCCAACCAUGCUCUCGAGUCAUUUUGCUUCAUAUUACCUGACAAUGACAUCUUAAGACAAAAGUGCUUUGCAGUUUUUUUGGUCUUGUACGGUGAUGAUGUACUGAUAUCACAGGCCAAGUCCUGUUUUGGGUAUCUUUGAAACAAACUAUAGACACAUUAUGGGAUGGAGUGCGCCUCUCUUACAACAGUCAUUUGUUGUAGAACUGGGAAGAGACCCAGGCUAGGCCCCACUUCAGGUUUGUCAGCAUGAACUUGAGUGCUUUUGUCCACUGCUCCUCCGAGUUAAACUGAGUCUUUAUGGAGUAGGACCCGCCG